AUGAUUGGACUGGACUCUGUAAUAUUCAGCUCUGAUACUUUGAUACUCACUAUAACACUCAAUGAUCCUGUGUACUCUGACCUGAUACUCCAGUGUACUAUAUGACAUUGAGAUACUCUCUAAAUCGCUUAUACUCAAUGAUACUGUAUUCGAUACUCGGUGAUACACCAAGGCACUCAAUUAUAUAUUUGAAAGAUAUUGAAUGAUAUUCCAUGUUACUCAAUUAUUACUGUACGACACUCAACUGUACUCAAUGAUACUGUACGGUGCUCUGUGAUGCAUUACUGUAUGUGGACUCUCCUAGGUGACUAGACCCUCCCCUCUCUUGAUAUCUAUCAGGCUAUUAACAUGUUCUGUGUUGUCAUAAUGAUUGGUCCCUGCAGAUCCAGGAGCGCUCAGCCUCGUUGGAGACCUGUCCAUGGUGUGCUGCUAAGGGACAGACUCGGGCCCUGCGUUCCUACAGGAUCAACGUCCAGGAAUUCGUCACCCUCUGCACUGACCCACAGGUAGGGUAAUGUUAACACACGUGUGUAUAUACACACACACAAUAAGCGCAACAUCAACAAAAACAGUGGGUAUUUCACAAAGCGGGAUCAAUGAGGUGAGGAUCAAAGAAGCUUUAGUAGUUUCUUAAAGAAACAUGAUUUCAGCGUCUUGUCCUGUGACUGGGUGGGCUUUGUUGUCCGGCAGAGUGGCAGUAUUAGGAGAGACUCAAGGCAUGUCUGAUUUCUGUGUUACUGUUGGUAGUAAAUGCAGUCAGACACUGUGCUGAAGUAUCCUUUCGCUGUCCUACUUUGUAGAAGGUGAGCGUUGUCCUGUAGCGUUGUCCUGGGCAUCACCUUCAAAGAAAGACUGAAUACAAGUACUAGGUUGAAGAAACAAUAUGAAGUCAAUGUGAAGUUUCAACUUCCCAGACAGUUACCAUAAUAAUAAUUUAUUUGUUCAGCUCCGGUUCUUGCCAGGUCGUAAAUAAGAAUUUGUUCUUAAUUGACUAGCCUUGUUUAAAUAAACCAAUACAUCUAAAUAAUCUCUGCCCCUCUCCCCCACAGUGCCUGUUUCCCUUGGUCUCCAGGCCUUUGGAGGAUGUCCUGGCCAGCCUCGUACCCCCUCUAGCCCAACCACAGACGGGGAGCAAGAGGAAGAGCCCCUGCGGGUUGGAGAAUGGACACCCUGUACCUUCCCGCAAACGUGCACAAUCAGAGGAGGCCGUAUCACAGAAUGGGAUUCACCCAGUCAUCAGGAUCACCACCACCAAACUCAAUGGGGAAGACUGCUCUAAUAGGACGAAGCACACAACGCCAGUACAGAAGGAGAUAAUCAGCCAAUCAGAACCCACAGACAUGGAGGAGGUGGAUAGAACCCUCAACUAUCCACUUCCUGAGAGGGGAGGGGCCAAUGGAUACCACAAGGAUUCCGAUUGGCCGAUCCCAGAGGAAAUGGACCAGAAAGUACUAGAAGAGGGAGAAGAUAGUGUCUUUCUCCCAGAGGAGGGUACACCUACCUUAGACAAGGGUUUGCCUCUCCCAGAGAAGACUGUACCUACGGAUGUUAAGGUUAUCUGUCCCUUAGCGGAGGCUGUAUUUGCCCUAGAGAAGACUUUAUCUGUCCCUCAGGUAGCCGUUUCAACCCCAGAGAAGAUUUCACCUCCCUUACACGUGGCUGUUUCUGCCUCAAAGAAGGAUGUGGCUGCCCCAGAGAAAGCCUUGGCUCCACGGGUAACUGCCCCAGAGAAAGCCUUGGCUCCACGGGUAACUGCCCCAGAGAAAGCCUUGGCUCCACGGGUAACUGCCCCAGAGAAAGCCUUGACUCCACGGGUAACUGCCCCAGAGAAAGCCUUGACUCCACGGGUAACUGCCCCAGAGAAAGCCUUGGCUCCACGGGUAACUGCCCCUACUUUACAUGACACAGUCUCUCUCCUAGAGGCUCUGACUGCCCCAGGGGAAGCUACACCAGCACAUCAGAAGGUUAACCCUCCCUUACAAAGGACUGUGUCUGCACCAGAGAAGGUUGUGUCUGCUCCAGAGAAGGUUGUGUCUGCUCCAGAGAAGGUUGUGUCUGCUCCAGUCAUGUCUGUGUCUGCACCAGAGAAGGUUGUGUCUGCUCCAGAGAAGGUUGUGUCUGCUCCAGAGAAGGUUGUGUCUGCACCAGAGAAGGUUGUGUCUGCACCAGAGAAGGUUGUGUCUGCUCCAGAGAAGGUUGUGUCUGCUCCAGAGAAGGUUGUGUCUGCACCAGAGAAGGUUGUGUCUGCUCCAGAGAAGGUUGUGUCUGCUCCAGAGAAGGUUGUGUCUGCUCCAGAGAAGGUUGUGUCUGCACCAGAGAAGGUUGUGUCUGCACCAGAGAAGGUUGUGUCUGCUCCAGUCAUGUCUGUGUCUGCACCAGAGAAGGUUGUGUCUGCUCCAGAGAAGGUUGUGUCUGCUCCAGAGAAGGUUGUGUCUGCACCAGAGAAGGUUGUGUCUGCUCCAGAGAAGGUUGUGUCUGCUCCAGUCAUGUCUGUGUCUGCACCAGAGAAGGUUGUGUCUGCUCCAGAGAAGGUUGUGUCUGCACCAGAGAAGGUUGUGUCUGCUCCAGAGAAGGUUGUGUCUGCUCCAGAGAAGGUUGUGUCUGCUCCAGUCAUGUCUGUGUCUGCCUUGCAGGAGGCUGUGUCUCUGCUAGAGGAGACUCUACCUGCCCCAGGGGAGGCUGUCCCUACCAUGGAGGCUGUCCUGGUCUUGCAGGAGGCUCUAACUGUCUUAGAAGAGGCUUCACCUGGCAUGAAGGAUGGUCUAAGUGUCUUACAGAAAGUUGAGAAGGAAGAGGAGGGUCUAAUCGCCUUGGAGAAGGAGGAAGAAGUCGCUGCACUUGUGUCCUCGGAGGCUGUUCCUCUACCUGCCAUGGUUGGGCUUGUCCCUGCUUUAGAGGAAGAUGAGUACGGAGAGGAGGAUCUGCCUGUCUUUGACGAGGAAGAGAAGAUUGAGGAGGAAGAGUGCCCCCCAGAGGGGGUGUGUAGACCCUGCAGUGUGGAAGAGUGCCCCCCAGAGGGGUUGUGUAGACCCUGCAGUGUGGACCUCAGUCAGAGCAAAGUACCUGAUGAAGGUCAUGUUGCGAGUGAUGAAGAUGAUUGUCCUAUCAGACCUAGAAGAAGAGCUCAGAACGCCCGGCAACUAAGCAGCGAGGACGAGGAACAGGAAGGAAGCGUCAAAGAGGAAGUCCUGACACCGCCACCGAAAAAGAAAAGGGGCCGGCCGAGAAAGACUCCUACUAUUAAAUACACGCAGGAAGUGUUGCCCGACUUUGACCCGGAAGUGAUCUCGACGGGGGAGUUGGUCCCAGUUCCCGGGCCUCACCUGUUCUGGAGGAACGAGAACAGUCUGUGUUGGCUGGACACGUUGCUGGUAGCGCUGGUCCACUGUCGCACCCUGAGGGACAGACGACCCACCAAGAGGCCCGCCGUAGGUCAACCUGUCUGGGACCUGUGUGAGAGAUACGACCGGGCCUGUGGUCUCAUCACAGCCCACCAACACAAUGGCGCAGGUGGGUGGACAUAUCUAUUUAGUAAGGUUUAGGUUAAUUGAUGUACAACGUUGACAGCCGAGAGCUGAAGAUCUAUUCGGAAUGAGUGUAUUAGCACACUCUCUGGCUCUGUGGCAGUACGGCUGCCUUCAGCACGAUCUCUUGUGUAUUCCUCUCAAUUUGGCAUUGGACAGCAUUUGCCACUUUCCGGAGAAGUCAUAAACAAGUGUUUUUUUGUGCUACAAGAAUGUUUACACCUCCCUCAUCUCUCUCCAGACGGUGUGGUCAGAGUGCCCUCUGCGGUGUUACAGAGGGUCCGGACUGAGAUGCAGACCGUCAGGAUGUCCGUCUUUAAACUGCUGGAGCCCCUACUGAAAUGUAAACAGGGUAAGAACCUACGUGCGUACGUUUUUUAAGAAUGGUUGGCCCCCCGGGGAAUCAAACCCACAACCCUGACGUUUGCGAGCGCCUUGCUCUACCAACUGAGACGUACAGGACCACAGCGUUUUCCCUCUAUUGAUAUCUUACGGAGGUUGAACGUUUGACACUUUUCGCUGAUAUUUGCAGUUUUUUUAAAAUCUCAAAAUAGGUCAUCCACGUGAAAAAAACUUUGCGGGGGGGGUGUUGGGUCUAACAAUAAAGUACGUAGAGUGUAUAAAGGAGAGCCGUGAACAGAUCUUCUCCCUGGGGGGGUGUAUAAAGGAGAGCCGUGAACAGAUCUUCUCCCUGGGGGGGUGUAUAAAGGAGAGCCGUGAACAGAUCCUCUCCCUGUGUAAUCACUACCUUCUCUCUCGUAAUUAAUGACUGAGCACAGAAGGCAUCCCUACGCGUCCUACGAACAGAAUAUCAGAGUGAUGUCAGAUGCACUACGGUUCAAACGUUUGGGGUCACUUAGAAAUGUCCUUGUUUUCGAAAGAAAAGCUAUUUUUUUUGUCCAUUUAAAAUAACAUCAAAUUGAUCAGAAAUACAGUGUAGACAUAGUUAAUGUUGUAAAUGGCUAUUGUAGCUGGAAACGGCUGAUUUUUUAUGGAAUAUCUACAUAGGCGUACAGAGGCCCCUUAUCAGUCCUGUGUUCCAAUGGCAUGUUGUGUUUGCUAAUCCAAGUUUAUCAUUUAAAAAAACUAAUUGAUCAUUAGAAAACCCUUUUGCAAUUAUGUUAGCACAGCUGAAAACUGUUGUGCUGAUUAAAGAAGACAUUAAACUGGCCUUCUUGAGACUAGUUGAGUAUCUGGAGCAUCAGGAAUUGUGGGUUCGAUUACAGGUUCAAAAUGGCCAGAAACAAAUAACUUUCUUCUGAAACUCAUCAGUCUAUUCUUGUUCUGAGAAAUGAAGGCUGUUCCAUGUGAGAAAUUGCCAAGAAACUGAAGAUCUCGUACAGCGCUGUGUACUACUCCCUUCACAGAACAGCACAAACUGGCUCUAACCAGAAUAGAAAGAGGAGUGGGAGGCCCCGGUGCACAACUGAGCAAGAGGACAAAUACAUUAGUGUCUAGUUUGAGAAACAGACGCCUCACAGGUCCUCAACUGGCAGCUUCAUUAAAUAUUACCCGCAAAACACCAGUCUCAACGUCAACAGUGAAGAGGCGACUCCGGGAUGCUGACCUUCUAGGCAGAGUUGCAAAGAAAAAGCCAUAUCUCAGACUGGCCAAUAAAAAGAAAAUAUUAAGAUGGACAAAAGAACACAGACACUGGACAGAGGAAGAUUGGGAAAAGAAUGUUAUGGACAGACGAAUCGAAGUUUGAGGUGUUCAGAUCACAAAGAAGAACAUAUGUCCCAAAGCACAGCUCCAAACUAUGCAAUAACUAUUUAGGGAAGAAGCAGUCAGCUGGUAUUCUGUCUAUAAUGGAGUGGCCAGCACAGUCACUGGAUCUCAACCCUAUUGAGCUGUUGUGGGAGCAGCUUGACCGUAUGGUACGUAAGAAGUACCCAUCAAGCCAAUCCAAGUUGUGGGAGGUGCUUCAGGAAGCAUGGGGUGAAAUCUCUUCAGAUUACCUCAACAAAUGUACAAUUAGAAUGCCAAAGGUCUGCAAGGCUGUAAUUGCUGCAAAUGGAGGAUUCUUUGACGAAAACAAAGUUUGAAGGACACAAUUAUUAUUUAUAUUUAAAAUCAUUAUUCCUAACCUCGUCAAUGAUUACAUUUCCUAUGCAUUUUACUAUAUUUUCUAUUCAAACUCAUUUCAUGUAUGUUUUCAUGGAAAACAACCUGACAGAUAAAGAUCAGUUGGCUACUCACUAGCACGUGGGCUUGUGCUUGAGAGAUCGUUUAUGAGACCUGUGUUCAUUUUCCGUAAUGUCUGCUACAUAAGUUUAAACAAAUGGAGAUAUGAGUUUUAGGCCCUUCCCCAUAUUACCAGAGCUACUGUACUUUCUACCGCUAAUUGGUGCUCAUUUUAUAUAAUUUUUAUAAAACCAUCUCACGGGCUGUACUUGCUAGGCCGCUCGUUUUUGGUUUUUUACCUUUAGUUUAGUCAUGUUAUCUGCCUACCUAGCUAACAACAUCGGAUGGCACAGGAAGACAGAAAUGGGAUAGAUGGCCUACUGAAAGAGAUGCUUCAAAGGUAGGAUGCAUAUGCCUAGUCAUUGUAAUCCGAAGCUAAAUCUGAAUUUAAAAAAAAAAAGCAAUCUCUUUUUCUGGUGUUCCUUAUAUUCUGGUUUGGCGGGAGGCCUGUGGUAACACCAUACUACUCGUUAUCGUGAUGCUUGGCCUGAUAUCACAUCGUUAGUAUCUCUGAUUUUCUCAUUUUCUUGCGGUUAACACAGAUUUUUUUUGUCGCCUUUUUGGGCCCUCACCAGUUAGUAUCUCUGAUCUGAACCUCUUCUAGUAGUUAAGAGCAUCUCAACCAUGUCUUACCUUCAUAGCUAAUUCAAACAUUCCAUAAGAUACCAUUGAUUCCUGAUGGACCUGGUUUGACCUUUUAGUGUGCAGACCUUUGACCCCUGACCUCACCCUGACCCCUGCUGUGUUGUCACCUCUCCUGCAGGUCAGAAUGAGACGCCGGUGAUCGCCCUGCCUCUCCUUCUCAGGGCUGACUCCUGGGCCGAGCCUCUCUUCCAGCAGGCAUAUGAGUGGCAGUUUGAGUGCAUCUCGACAACCUGCCAGCAUGCCACCAACACCAAGUAUGCCAUCUUUAACUUGUUGAGCCAGUUUUCUGGACAUAGAUUUAACCUAGUCUUGGACUAAGAUAAUAAUAAUAAUAAUAUGCCAUUUAGCAGACGCUUUUAUCCAAUGCGACUUAGUCAUGUGUGCAUACAUUUGUACGUAUGGGUGCACUUUCAAUGGAGAAUCUCCAUCUCUCUAUCAGUGAUUUUAGUGAUCAAUAUCCUUAUUAGUCGUCAUCCUAGAAUAAUAAUAAUAAUAUGCCAUUUAGCAGACGCUUUUAUCCAAAGCGACUUACAUUCAUGCGUGCAUAAAUUUUUGUGUAUGGGUGGUCCCGGGGAUCGAACCCACUACCUUGGCGUUACAAGCGCCGUGCUCUACCAGCUGAGCUACAGAGGACCACAACUUCUUUAUUUUUCAUAAGAAGUCUCUGGUAGUCUCACUGCAAUACUGUAGGCUCUGUCAUAUGAACCUAAUGGUCAAUACUGUAGACUCUGUCAUAUGAACCUAAUGGUCAAUACUGUAGACUCUGUCAUAUGAACCUAAUGGUCAAUACUGUAGACUCUGUCAUAUGAACCUAAUGGUCAAUAUUGUAGACUCUGUCAUAUGAACCUAAUGGCCAAUCAGAGAGCAGAUAUAUCUGCCUCUUGUCCUCUGACCUUGCCUCCUCCUACCUACCUUCAGCAGUCCAGAUCCACUUGGUCCCUUGUCACAACAGUCAUCCUACAUAUCCAUCCUGAAGGCACACAAUGCUGGCUGGGAUAGGCAUAAAAAAAUAGAGGGAGGGAGAGAGGAGGGAGAGAUGAGAGAGGGAAGGAGAGAUGAGAGAGGAGGGAGGGAGGGAGGGAAUGAGAGAGGGAGAGUGAGGGGGAAUAGGGAGGGAAUGAGAGGGAGUGAGAGAUUAGCGUUCUCGGGUUAUGUGGCUUCGCCUACGGAUUGCCCUCCUCCGCUUGGUGAUUCGAGAUGCGCGCGGAGUGAUGUCCUGCGGGGUGAGUCCUUAUCGGCGCGCGUGGCGAGAUGGGGAGGGAAUGAGAGAGGAGGGAGGGAAAGAAGUGAAGUGAAUAUAUCAAUAUGACUGUACUGCUGGAGGAGCGCCCAGUCUUCUGCCCUGAAAAUGUCUUUAAAGAGGAACAGUAAAAAUCGAUUUAGAAAAUGAGUCAUGAAUUAAAUCAAACGUUUACUCAUCUAAUUCCUUCCUCUAGUUUUGGGAUUGGUCGUAUUGCGGCUCUGAGAAACUAGUACCAAUGUUCCAAUAAAGACAGUUAUCGGGCAACAUUUUCUCCGUGCAAAGAGCAAAAAAUAUGACUUAAUAGUCUAUAACUAUUUUUGGUCCAGUAGCUAUGUAGAAUUAUAGCAGCAAAUGAACUCGAAUUUAUUUUUAUUUUUUAAAUCAUUUAGCAGACGCUCUUAUCCAGAGCGACUUACAGGAGCAAUUAGGGUUAAAUGCCUUGCUCAAGGGCACAUCGACAGAUUUUUUCACCUAGUCGGCUCGGGGAUUAGAACCAGCGACCUUUCGGUUACUGGCACAACGCUCUUAACCACUAAGCUACCUGCCGCCCUGUUUAAACUGUGCUGUCAAGAGGGGGGCCGCUAAAAUGUUUUGCUCACAAGGUGUGUGUGUCGGGGGGGGUACGAGCCACUGCGACCCCUCAUGAUGAUUUUUUUUGUGGCCCACACCCCCAUCAAAGUUGCCCCGCUAGACCAGCUGUCUCUGUUGAACUGGUCUUCUGAAUGGUAACGACAAGGAGGUUGACAGAAUGGCAGAGAAACUGACUGACUCAACGAGACCAGAGGUUGUGUGUUAGUGGUGCGCGGCUGUUUGUUCACCCAAUGGCUAAUAACACAUCCACAAACACCCGACUGUGAUCCAGUGAAAAUCUGAGGCUCUCACCCGACCCUAAAAACAAAACAAAAAUCCUUGUCAAUCUACACGCAAAACCCCAUAAUGACAAAGCAAAAACAAGUUUUUAAAAUGUUUUUCACCUUUAUUAAAAAUAAAAAAAUACAUCACAUUAAAGUAAUUCACCUAAUGAUAUUUUGAAGGAAGAAACAAAGUAUUUUAAGCAUAUGUUUUCUUUUCAGUCGCCUCCAUCUCCUCUAACUGAAGCUAAUUGUAGAGAUUUUUUUCCUAUUGAUAAUGUCAAAUUAACAGCCACACAGAAAGACUCAUGUGAAGGUGAAAUUACAGAGGAGGAACUUCUGGAUGCAAUUAAAGACUUUAAGUCCGGGAAAACUCCAGGGUUGGAUGGCAUACCAAUCGAGGUAUACCAAACCUUUUUUUAUAUACUAAGAGGACCGUUAUUAGCAUGUUUUAACCACUCCUAUGUAAAUGGUAGAUUAUCUGACACUCAAGAAGAAGGUCUGAUCUCAUUAUUACUGAAACAGGAUACAAGUGGAAAAUAUAAAGAUCCAGUCCAUUUACAAAAUUGGAGGCCCCUUACACUUCAGUGUUGUGAUGCAAAAAUCCUAGCAAAAUGUAUAGCGCAUAGAAUUAAAAAGGUAUUGUCGGAUAUUAUUCAUUCUAAUCAGACAGGUUUUUUACAUGGAAGAUACAUUGGAGAUAAUAUAAGGCAAGUAUUGGAAACAAUAGAACACUAUGGAAAAUAUGGGAAACCAGGCCUGCUAUUCAUAGCAGACUUCGAAAAGGCAUUUGAUAAAGUUCGACUGGAAUUUAUAUAUAAAUGCCUGGAGCAUUUCAAUUUUGGAGAAUCUCUUAUAAAAUGGGUCAAAAUCAUGUAUAGUAACCCUAGGUGUAAAAUAGUAAAUAAUGGCUAUUUCUCAGAAAGUUUCAAACUGUCAAGAGGAGUGAAACAAGGUUGUCCACUAUCGGCAUAUCUAUUUAUUGUGGCCAUCGAGAUGUUAGCUAUUAAAAUCAGAUCCAAUAAUAAUAUCAGAGGAUUAGAAAUACAGGGCUUAAAAACAAAGGUGUCAUUGUACGCAGAUGAUUCAUGUUUUCUUUUAGAUCCACAACUAGAAUCCCUCCACAGCCUCAUAGAGGAUCUAGAUACAUUUUCUAACCUCUCUGGAUUAAAACCAAAUUAUGACAAAUGUACUAUAUUACGUAUUGGAUCACUAAAAAAUACAAUUUUUACAUUACCAUGUAGUUUACCAAUAAAAUGGUCUGAUGGUGAUGUGGAUAUACUCGGAAUACAUAUCCCAAAGGAAAUAAAUGAUCUCACUUCAAUAAAUUUUAAUAGAAAGUUAGCAAAAAUAGAUAAGAUCUUACUACCAUGGAAAGGAAAAUACCUGUCAAUUUGUGGGAAAAUCACCCUGAUUAACUCUUUAGUAUUAUCCCAGUUUACCUAUUUGCUUAUGGUCUUGCCUACGCCUAGCAAACAGUUUUUUAAAUUAUAUGAGAAAAAAAUAUUCAAUUUUAUUUGGAACGGCAAGCCAGACAAAAUUAAAAGAGCAUAUUUAUAUAAUGAAUAUGAAUUCGGAGGACAGAAAUUAUUAAAUAUUAAAGCAUUAGACCUAUCACUAAAAUCUUCAGUCAUCCAAAAGUUAUACUUAAAUCCGAACUGGUUCUCAAGCAAAUUAGUAAGAUUGUCUCACCCACUGUUCAAGAAAGGCCUUUUUCCCUUUAUUCAGAUUACAACCUCUCACUUUCAGUUAUUUGAAAAGGAAAUAAUCUCCCAAAUGUCACUAUUUCUAAAACAAGCCAUAGAAAGUUGGUUGCAAUUUCAAUUUAAUCCUCCAGAAACGACAGAACAAAUAAUGCAACAAAUAUUGUGGUUAAAUUCAAAUAUACUAAUUGACAAAAAAACUUUAUUUUUUGACAGAAUGUUUAAAAAAGGUAUAAUCUUCGUAAAUGAUAUCAUCGGUAGGACUGGUGGAGUUAUGUCGCACAUGCAGCUAACAAAAACAUAUGGAAAUGUCUGCUCUACCCAAAAUUACAACCAAAUAAUUGCAGCCUUACCGCAAAAGUGGAAGAGGAAAGUUGAAGGGGGAGAAAGUAAGGAACUUGUCUGUCGGCCUUGCAUUAAAGAACAUAAUUGGUUAAGGAAAACUGUGAUAAAUAAAAAAGUAUAUCAGUUUCACUUAAGGACCAAAGGAUUGACAGCCGUCCCAUAUAGAUUGCACAAUAGUUGGGAAGAGAUCUUUGACGUACCGAUCCCAUGGCAUAGUGUUUAUGAACUGACACGCAAAACGACACCGGAUUCAAAAAUUAGAAUCUUUCAAUUUAAAUUAUUAUAUAAAAUUCUUGCUACCAAUAGAAUGUUAUUUAUAUGGGGGAUACAAUCUUCCCAGCUCUGCAGAUUUUGCUGUGAAGAGAUAGAAUCAUUAGAUCAUUUGUUUUGGUUCUGUCCAUUUGUAGCUUGUUUUUGGACACAGGUCCAGGAAUGGCUAAAGGAUUGCAAUAUUUACCUGGAACUAACCUUGCAGAUAGCAUUACUGGGUGAUCUGAAAAGUCAUAGUCAAUCAAUCAAUAAUAUAAUAAUACUUUUAGCAAAAAUGUUUAUUUUUAAUUCACAAUCUGUAGAAGCAAUGAGAAUAGAAAGGUUCAGAACUUUUGUAAAACAUCACAGUAUGGUUGAAAUAUAUAUGGCAAAUAGAAAUCCUAUAUGGAUGGUGUUAAGAGAUAGAUGGGAGGUAUUGAAUAGAGUUGAAGGAUGGGACUAAUAACAAAUAACAACAAAUAAUAACAAAGAUAGCUAAUAAUGUAAGCAUACUGUGUCCAUAAUAAGUAUAUAGGUUGUAUGUUGGGAGCUUUUGGGAAAGAGCACAGUUAGAAAUAUAUGGCAUUUAGAAGCAAACCGGAUGGACAUCAUGAAAAUGAUCGGAGAGGUUGAGAGUAGAAGAAGUUCAGGAGCAAAAAAAUAAAUAAAUAUAUAUAUAUAUAUAUAUAUAUAUAUAUAUAUAGAUAUAGAUAUAGAAUUAUUGUAAAAUUAACUCUGUCCAUAAGGUGUAGAUAGUAAGUAUAGACCGGAAGUAGAGGCCUGGGCGUUGUUGUUCACUAAUUUACUCCAAGUAGGGAAAGGAUGGUGGGGUUGAAAAGUAAUAAAGGGGAAUAUAUAUAUAAAAAAUAAAAAAAACAUGGGGGAUUGGAAGUGAUGCAGAUAAUUACAUUAAUAGAAGAUACAAUCUAUCUGCAAUAUUAAGCUGAUCCAUCCCCCCGAAGAAAAAAAAAAAAAAAAAAAAAACUAAAGUAUUCAGACCCUUUACUCAGUACUUUGUUGAAGCACCUUUGGCAGCGAUUACAGCCUUGAGUCUUCUUGGGUAUGACGCUAUAAGGUUGGCACACCUGUAUUUGGGGAGCUUCUCCCAUUCUUCUCUCAAGCUCUGUCAGGUUGGAUGGGGAGCGUCGCUGCACAGCUAUUUUCAGGUCUCUCUAGAGAUGUUCGGCCUCUGGCUGGGCCACUCAAGGACAUUCAGAGACUUGUCCCGAAACCACUCCUGUGUUGUCUUGGCUGUGUGCUUAGGGUCGUUGUCCUGUUGGAAGGUGAACCUUUGCCCCCAGUCUGAGGUCCUGAGCGCUCUGGAGCAGGUUUUCAUCAACAAUCUCUCUGUACUUUGCUCCGUUCAUCUUUCCCUCGAUCCUGACUAGUUUCCCAGUCCCUGCCACUGAAAAACAUCCCCACAGCAUGAUGCUGCCACCACCAUGCUUCACCGUAGGGAUGGUGCCAAGUUUCCUCCAGACGUGACGCUUGGCAUUCAGGCCAUAGAGUUCAAUCUUAGUUUCAUCAGACCAGAGAAUCUUGUUUCUCAUGGUCUGAGAGUCCUUUAAGUGCCUUUUGGCAAACUCCAAGUGGGCUGUCGUGUGCUUUUUACUGAGGAGUGGCUUCCGUCUGGCCACUCUACCAUAAAGGCCUGAUUGGUGGAGUACUGCAGAGAUGGUUGUCCUUCUGGAAGAUUCUCCCAUCUCCACAGAGGAACUCUAAAGCUCUCAGUGACCAUCGGGUUCUUGGUCACCUCCCUGACCAAGGCCCUUCUCCCCGAUUGCUCAGUUUGGCCGGGCGGCCAGCUCUAGGAAGAGUCUUGGUGGUUCCAAACUUCUUCCAUUUAAGAAUGAUAGAGGCCACUGUGUUCUGGGGACCUUCAAUGCUGCAGACAUUUUUUGGUACCCUUCCCCAAAUCUGUGCCUCGACACAAUCCUGUCUCGGAGCUUUACGGACAAUUCCUUUGACCUCAUGGCUUGGUUUUUGCGCUGACAUGCGCUGUCAACUGUGGGACCUUAUACAGACAGGUGUGUGCCUUUCCAAAUCAUGUCCAAUCAAAUGAAUUUACCACAGGAGGACUCCAAUCAAGUUGUAAAACAUCUCAAGGAUGAGCAUUGGAAACAGGAUGCACCUGAGCUCAAUUUCGAGUCUCAUAGCAAAGGGUCUGAAUACUUAUGUAAAUAAGGUAUUUCUGUAUUUUGUCUUUUAUACCAUUUGCAAAAAAAUCUAAAAAUCUGUUUUCUGUAUUGUGUGUAGAUCGAUGAGGGAAAAAUGAAUUUAAUCAAUUUUAGAAUAAGGCUGUAACAUAACGUGGAAAACGUCCAGGGGUCUGAAUACUUUCCGAAUGCACUGUAUAGUACUCUAAAUACCCCAAUUCAUGUUGAUAAGUUCAAAAGAAUACAAGAUGAAAAAUUGCUGCCACCAUUCAAACCAAUGAGGGUUCAGAACUUUAAAGCCAAUUAUCUUAGAAUCAUAUUUUUUGUAGAUAGUUCCAAGCUCUCGAUUUAUUACAUUUACGUCAUUUAGCAGACGCUCUUAUCCAGAGCGACUUACAAAUUGGUUCAUUCACCCUAUGGCCAGUGGGAUAACCACUUUACAAUUAUUAUUUAUUUUUAUUAAUUUUUUGUGGGGGGGGGUAGAAGGAUUACUUUAUCCUAUCCCAGGUAUUCCUUAAAGAGGUGGGGUUUCAAAUGUCUCCGGAAGGUGGUGAGUGACUCCGCUGUCCUGGCGUCGUGAGGGAGCUUGUUCCACCAUUGGGGUGCCAGAGCAGCGAACAGUUUUGACUGGGCUGAGCGGGAACUGUGCUUCCGCAGAGGUAGGGGAGCCAGCAGGCCAGAGGUGGAUGAACGCAAUGCCCUCGUUUGGGUGUAGGGUCUGAUCAGAGCCUGAAGGUACGGAGGUGCUGUUCCCCUCACAGCUCCGUAGGCAAGCACCAUGGUCUUGUAACAGAUGCGAGCUUCAACUGGAAGCCAGUGGAGUGUGCGGAGGAGCGGGGUGACGUGAGAGAACUUGGGAAGGUUGAACACCAGACGGGCUGCGGCAUUCUGGAUGAGUUGUAGGGGUUUAAUGGCACAGGCAGGGAGCCCAGCCAACAGCGAGUUGCAGUAAUCCAGACGGGAGAUGACAAGUGCCUGGAUUAGGACCUGUGCCGCUUCCUGUGUAAGGCAGGGUCGUACUCUCCGAAUGUAUUAGUCAAUUGACUAUAAUUGGAUACAUGCAGCUUCUCUUCUGUUAUUACAUGUCGCCCUUGAAGACUAAAUAAACCCUUGCUCACCAGAAUAAUGUCAUAAAUCGAUAGAAUGAAUGCUUCAGUCUCGUUGACAUCGGUUAUUUCUGCUUCAAACACGUUUAGGCACCGGGGAGAAAAAUACAUUAACUCCCCAAAAAAAACUGGGGAAGAUUUUCUGUGCAAAAUGUCCACAUGACAUCAGUUUGACCGGUUGUAAGGAAAUAUAAAGUUGUAAAAAAAAAAUUCCCAACAGGUUUUUGAUAAUAUUUCAGUUCAGCUUUGAUGUAUGUUUUAUGUGGUUGAAAUACUAAUCAUCAGCUUUUACGACGCUGAUAAAGACAGCAGCUCUACAGAUGUUCCCUAGCUGCGCAUUCGCAAUCUCUCAAGAUGCUGAAAUAAAUAAAUCAUAUUUCUCCACUUCUGUUCCUGAGUCAAAAUGUAGCCUACAUUUGGUGUAUAAUUUUACUGCAAGAAAUGCUUAAUUCUGCAGGAGUUAAUAUUACGGCUAUGUGAGAGGCUAUAGACCUACAGUCGGUGUCCAGAUGUCAGUUUCCGUUUAACCCAUCUGAACAGUAGGCUACAGUUCCCUUGACGUGCCCAUAGGCCUAUUUCAAGUCCCGUCUUGUGACAGUCGAAUUUGUAUAGAGCCUCACAAUCAUCACACACAACGUAGCCGGCACUGCUAUCAUCCUGUUUUACCACUGCACCAAAUCUUUCCCAAACAUGACUUUUUUCUGGUCCUCCCUUCUCUUUAUUUUAAACUUUUUUCUUCUUAUUGAAUUAAACUCCAACACUGUCCCUUUUUUUGCCACCAUGGAACAACGUUAACUUUUUCCUGCCCCGUUCCCAAAAUAAUUUGGCGGUUGGCGUGCAGGCUAUUUGCGGCGUUCAGUUACGCCUUAAAGCUCAGGCUUAGGCACUAAAUGCCAGAUAGCCUGAAAUAAUGAAAGAUACACUUCAAUGUAGACUAUGGAUAUAAAUCGCACAAGAAUGAAACAUUUAUCACUUACCUUCAUCCGCAUAAUAUUUCAUAACCCCUAAACCCUCCCGCCUCGUGGAUAUAACCGCAGUUUAUGACCCCUAAACCCUCCCGCCUCGUGGAUAUAACCGCAGUUUAUGACCCCUAAACCCUCCCGCCUCGCGGAUAUAACCGCAGUUUAGGAGUCAACUCACGCAUCACUAACACACGCGCGCACAGGGUAACAGAUAUGGACGGUGUACAGAUAUAGGGAAUAUAGCCUAUAGAUAUAAAUCGCACAAUAAUUAUACUUUUAAGGGAUUGUUUUCUCUUUAUUAGUAUUUAUUCAAGCCCUUCUUCCACACGAUAUUGAAUGACCCUAAACCUGCCCGCCCUGCGUAUAUAACUGCGGGUGCUGCGCGUGUCUGUCUGCGUUUCUUCAUCUGAAUGCUAACGAUGAAAUUGAUUUUUCUUUCAGAUGUAAGAAGACCCUCACCACUUUCACCAAGGUGGUUUCUGAUUGGCACCCUCUCAAUGCUGCCAACCAAUCACGCUGCAGCAAGUGUAAUAAGAGGAAGCAGACCAGGAUGUUGGUGCUGGAGAGGUGAGUGCGUGAACUUUUAACCUUUUUAAUACCUGGUGUGGAUCUCAACCAGGGGUUGGGGUCAAUUCCGUUUUCAAUUCAGGAAGUGAAUGAAAUUACAAUUCUAUUUCCAAAUUGAAAAGUCCUUAUAGAAAACAAUGGGCAACUUUCAAUUCAGUGGAGGAGGAGAAUUCAAUUGACCCUGACCUUAACAGUCAAGUGGAUUCCUUUCAGGAGCUUCCCAGGACUUUGUCUUUACCUAUUCAGUCAGUGGAGAUGGAGGAGAGGAGAUGAGGAGAUGGAGGAGAUGGAGGAGAGGAGAUGAGGAGAGGAGAUGAGGAGAUGGAGGAGAUGAGGAGAUGGGAGAGGAGAUGAGGAGAGGAGAUGAGGAGAUGGAAGAGGAGAGGAGUGCCAUGUUGUAGAUAUUGUCUCGACUUUCUCUACUUCUGUUUCCUGACAUUUCCUCUGUCGUCUCUUCCAGGCUGUCUCCUGUGUUUGUGCUGCACUUUGUAGAAGGUCUCCCUGACAAUGACCUCAGUGUGUACUCCUUCACCUUCCAGCAGCAGAGAUACUCCGUCACCACCGUCCUACAGUAUGACCAGCAACUCAAGCACUUUGUCACCUGGAUACGCAGACCUGACGGUCAGUUGGACUUUUAAUUGAGUUGGUGUCUGUUUCAACUAAAUUCAGUAGAACUUUAUUUGUCCCCUCGGCCGAUUCCGACUGUGUUGUUGUUGUUUACUGGUCAAUUAGUUAAUUUGUGUUAUUUUAUUCAUACUUCCAUUAUCAAUGGAUAGAAUCAGAUCUAGAUUUCAUAACUGAAAAGUCUGUCUGUCCAAUAAUGUGUAGCAUUUAUAAAGUGCCAAUCGGUCGGUGUCUUUACGUUGUUUUGGUGGAACUCUAUCAAAGCGAAGACACCAGAAAUACCUUCAAGGAUUCAGCACCUUCCUACUAUUAAGGAAUGAUCUGAGAGUGAGCAUGUUAUCUGUUCUUCUGUGACUAGUAACACUCCCCAUCCACCACCAGUGUAUAGAGCCCAUUCCUCUGUGACUAGUAACUCUCCCCAUCCACCGCCAGUGUAUAGAGCCCAUUCCUCUGUGACUAGUAACUCUCCCCAUCCACCGCCAGUGUAUAGAGCCCAUUCCUCUGUGACUAGUAAUUCUCCCCAUCCACCGCCAGGGUAUAGAGCCCAUUCCUCUGUGACUAGUAAUUCUCCCCAUCCACCGCCAGUGUAUAGAGCCCAUUCCUCUGUGACUAGUAACUCUCCCCAUCCACCGCCAGUGUAUAGAGCCCAUUCCUCUGUGACUAGUAACACUCCCCAUCCACCACUAGUGUAUAGAACCCAUUCCUCUGUGACUAGUAAUUCUCCCCAUCCACCGCCAGUGUAUAGAGCCCAUUCCUCUGUGACUAGUAACUCUCCCCAUCCACCGCCAGUGUAUAGAGCCCAUUCCUCUGUGACUAGUAAUUCUCCCCAUCCACCGCCAGUGUAUAGAGCCCAUUCCUCUGUGACUAGUAACUCUCCCCAUCCACCGCCAGUGUAUAGAGCCCAUUCCUCUGUGACUAGUAAUUAUCCCCAUCCACCGCCAGUGUAUAGAACCCAUUCCUCUGUGACUAGUAAUUCUCCCCAUCCACCGCCAGUGUAUAGAACCCAUUCCUCUGUGACUAGUAACUCUCCCCAUCCACCACCAGUGUAUAGAGCCCAUUCCUCUGUGACUAGUAACUCUCCCCAUCCACCGCCAGUGUAUAGAACCCAUUCCUCUGUGACUAGUAAUUCUCCCCAUCCACCGCCAGUGUAUAGAGCCCAUUCCUCUGUGACUAGUAACACUCCCCAUCCACCACUAGUGUAUAGAACCCAUUCCUCUGUGACUAGUAAUUCUCCCCAUCCACCGCCAGUGUAUAGAGCCCAUUCCUCUGUGACUAGUAACUCUCCCCAUCCACCGCCAGUGUAUAGAGCCCAUUCCUCUGUGACUAGUAAAUCUCCCCAUCCACCGCCAGUGUAUAGAGCCCAUUCCUCUGUGACUAGUAACUCUCCCCAUCCACCGCCAGUGUAUAGAGCCCAUUCCUCUGUGACUAGUAAUUAUCCCCAUCCACCGCCAGUGUAUAGAACCCAUUCCUCUGUGACUAGUAAUUCUCCCCAUCCACCGCCAGUGUAUAGAACCCAUUCCUCUGUGACUAGUAACUCUCCCCAUCCACCACCAGUGUAUAGAGCCCAUUCCUCUGUGACUAGUAACUCUCCCCAUCCACCGCCAGUGUAUAGAACCCAUUCCUCUGUGACUAGUAAUUCUCCCCAUCCACCGCCAGUGUAUAGAGCCCAUUCCUCUGUGACUAGUAACUCUCCCCAUCCACCGCCAGUGUAUAGAGCCCAUUCCUCUGUGACUAGUAACUCCCCAUCCACCGCCAGUGUAUAGAGCCCAUUCUUCUGUGACUAGUAAUUCUCCCCAUCCACCACCAGUGUAUAGAACCCAUUCCUCUGUGACUAGUAAUUCUCCCCAACCACCACCAGUGUAUAGAACCCAUUCCUCUGUGACUAGUAACUCUCCCCAUCCACCGCCAGUGUAUAGAGCCCAUUCCUCUGUGACUAGUAAUUCUCCCCAUCCACCGCCAGUGUAUAGAACCCAUUCCUCUGUGACUAGUAAUUCUCCCCAUCCACCGCCAGUGUAUAGAGCCCAUUCCUCUGUGACUAGUAACUCUCCCCAUCCACCGCCAGUGUAUAGAGCCCAUUCCUCUGUGACUAGUAAUUCUCCCCAUCCACCGCCAGUGUAUAGAACCCAUUCCUCUGUGACUAGUAAUUCUCCCCAUCCACCGCCAGUGUAUAGAGCCCAUUCCUCUGUGACUAGUAACUCUCCCCAUCCACCGCCAGUGUAUAGAGCCCAUUCCUCUGUGACUAGUAACUCUCCCCAUCCACCGCCAGUGUAUAGAGCCCAUUCCUCUGUGACUAGUAAUUCUCCCCAUCCACCGCCAGUGUAUAGAGCCCAUUCCUCUGUGACUAGUAACUCUCCCCAUCCACCGCCAGUGUAUAGAGCCCAUUCCUCUGUGACUAGUAAUUAUCCCCAUCCACCGCCAGUGUAUAGAGCCCAUUCCUCUGUGACUAGUAAUUAUCCCCAUCCACCGCCAGUGUAUAGAGCCCAUUCCUCUGUGACUAGUAAUUCUCCCCAUCCACCGCCAGUGUAUAGAGCCCAUUCCUCUGUGACUAGUAAUUAUCCCCAUCCACCGCCAGUGUAUAGAGCCCAUUCCUCUGUGACUAGUAAUUAUCCCCAUCCACCGCCAGUGUAUAGAGCCCAUUCCUCUGUGACUAGUAACUCUCCCCAUCCACCGCCAGUGUAUAGAACCCAUUCCUAACGCUUUCUUCUCUCUCUCCACAGGAUCAUGGUUAGAGUUUGAUGACCUGAAGCACCCAGACUGUGUCUCCCACACCAAGCUGGUGGUCCCUCCUCGAGAGAUCCAUGUUGUCUUCUGGGAGUUGGAGACAGACGGACCUGACAACCCACAGACACCCUGCUCUUCUCAACCUGAAACGCUGACGAGCACUUCCUUGAUGCAGAAAGAACUGAAGCAACCUCACUUAGCCAAGCUAUUUGUCGUAAAUGAAUCUCUAGACCUUUCUCAGACGGUCUCUGAUGAUGCGGUCACUGAUAUGGACACCACCAUAACUGCUGGCGAUAUAGAUAACAAUAUGGACACAACAUUAACGGAUGACAUAUACUCUCCCAUCACCAUUGGUUCCUCCUCCGUCAUUGUUGAGGCGCUGACGGCGUCUGACGGUACCAACAAAGACACCACGGUAACAGUCGGUAACGUUGGUAACGCGUCCAGCGUUUCUGCCACGCUGCUCGACAACUUCGAAGGCCUCUCCCACGAUGACAUCGUCACCCUGACUCUCUUAGAGGUUAAAAUUGACUCUGAGGGCAGGCCGUUGGACGACAUCACCCCAGCGUCCGAACGAAAAGGACCAGACCUCUGCUUUCUCCCUGCUCCUAGAUCUGAGACCGAGACUCCCCCACUUGCCGAUGAAAUUACCCGAUCUACCCAUGAAAUACCCACUGAAUCUGAAACGCCCCUUGAAACCGAUGAUGAUGAUGAUGAUGAUGAGGAGAUGGAAAGACCAACGUCCCCGGACACGGCCAGUGAGUUUCUCCCUGACAGCAGUGACGGUCCUUCUGAGCUCGACUCUGAAGAACUCACUCCUAGUCCUCUCAAGGUCAGGAGGGGCAGCAAUAGACGGAAGAUGGCGUCCAACACUCCAGUUGCUGCAGCAGCUAAGGUGGUCACACCAACAUCAACACCAAGAACAGCUACACCAAUGGCACUUCCUGGAAACUGUGGUGAUAUAAUCCUGCCCUCAGUUGUGUCUAUGAUGUCACCAUCAUAUGUGGAACCCAGCACACCAGCACCAGAGUUCCCUCCCUCUCCCCCGCCCCCGCCCCACCCCAAAACCCCCAAUACCUCCACCUCUCUGCAGAGCAAACCUGGCCUCCCUCCGCCACCGGACCCCAACUCCCACUGGUCGUACCUGCUCAGCCGCCACCCCACCUCUACCUCGACCCCCAGCACGCAGAGACCACCCAGUCAAUUCAACCACGUCAACCACUCAACACCCAACUGGUUACAGCCGCUUUCACAGAGCGGGCAGACCCCCAGGAUGGCUCCCCCAAACCCAGACGCCAGGCUGAAGAAGCCUCCGCCUCUCCCCAAACCCAAACUGAGUAAGGAGGACAACGAGGCCCUGCCGGUGAAGGCUGCCGAGAUGUACGGAGGGUUCCAGGUCAGGAGCAGGAACGUAAAUACAAACAUAAACAAUGUCCCCUCCAAGACUUCACCUCCCACGCAGUUACUCUCUCAAAGAACUGACCCUCAAAAUGGCGUCUGGAAGACACAAAGUCAGCCUGGUGCCCUCGCCUCGCGAAAACCCCCUAUCGACAACAACACUACAGCAACGUAUCCUAAUGUGACCUCACUUCCUCCUUCUCCAGGAGUCACGGAGCUCCUUAAAAUCUCUUCCUCCGGGAAACACAGCCCCGGUGUCCAGGUCUCGAAGGUUCCGGCCGGCCUCAGUGAGACAGAGGCCCUCAGGUACAAGCUUCUGAAAAAGCUGAAAGCCAAGAAGAAGAAACUGGAGAAGCUGAAUCAGAUGUUGGGGUACCAGGGGGGUGCAGGAGGAGGAGGAGAGGAAGUGACCCGCAGACCAGACUGCACCGACCUUCGCUCCCCCUAUACUGUUAGCUCCAGUACCUCGGUCUACGACAGCCCCGCUUACGACGAGUUCUUCGCCGACCUUCUGUCACCCGCGACGACUGCCAGCAACCUAUCACCGGACAGCACGGGCUUCCUGGAGAUGCUGACCACCAAUGGGCAAGAAGGGGGCGGGAACUUGGCAUGUGGGGGGAAUGCGAUUGGUGGAGCCUCGCAGGUGGUGGCCCCUGCGACCUUACAACCGGCCAAUCACGGUGUAGUAAUGCCACUGCCUGGUCUGGAUGGGACAAUCACGACCUCUGGUGAGAACUUCUUGGAGGAGUUGAUAUCGGGGUCUGCCAAUCAGCAGAUGGAGACGGAAGCCCUCAGUGCUUUCGACCUGUUCUUUUAGGCUCGUUAACCACAGGUCUAGGAUCUGCUAACUCUUACAAACCCCUGAGCAUAAACAUCAGGGGGAAAUGCAAAGCUUAGCUCAGAUCAGUGGCUGUGGCUACAUCUCAAAUGGCUCCCUAUAUAGAGCGCCACUUUUUACCAGAGCCUCUGGUCAAUAUUAGAGAUUAAAUUAAAGGAUUCUGUCUAAUUCUUUGAGUAGUGCACUAUAGAAGGAGUAGAGGGCCAUUUUGGACGUUUCUAGGAGAAACUACAUGCUACUACUCCUUUCAGUCGUGUGUGUGUGUGUGUGUGUGUGUGUGUGUGUGUGUGUGUGUGUGUGUGUGUGUGUGUGCUUGGAAUCAAUGGGUUGUUCUGUUAUGGGUAGCAUGUUUUACACAGAGCUGAAUCUAACAGCUAG
Messenger RNA from Coregonus sp. 'balchen', 21494 nucleotides. The record is from the annotation of a GenBank genome assembly. Lineage: Eukaryota; Metazoa; Chordata; Actinopteri; Salmoniformes; Salmonidae.